GCAGAUGACGUUCUGAAUGGAGACCAUGACAAGGAACAGAGAGACCCUUACUUUGUAGAGACCCCCUAUGGUUAUCAGCUGGACUUAGACUUCCUCAAGUAUGUGGAUGACAUACAGAAGGGAAACACCAUCAAGAAACUGAACAUCCAGAAGAGACAGAAGUCUUCCACACCAUGCCCAGAAGCCAAGGCCACACAUGGUCGGCAAGGUGUGUGGACGUCCACCGAAUCCCUCUCCUCCUCUGACAGUGACAACAGCAAGCAGUGCCCUGGCUUCCUUCUAGCCAGAAGCCACGUGACGUCAACCCCAGUUCCAAGGCCAUCUGCUCCUCUGGAGACCUCUCCCACCUUCCUUACCCUUCCAGAAACUCGACAGCUGCCACCUCCCUCUCCCCAACUUCCAAAUCACAACCUUCAUGUCACCAAGACACUGAUGGAGACCCGGAGAAGACUCGAACAGGAGAGAGCCACCAUGCAGGUGGCACCAGGGGACUUCCGAAGGCCCAGGCUGGCCAGUUUUGGAGGCAUGGGCUCCACAAGCCCUCUCCCCUCCUUUUUGGGUCCCGGAAACCACAACCCUGCCAUGCACCAGCUUCAGAAUGGUUUCCAGGGCAAUGGGGAUUAUAGCAGUUAUGGCCCAGCCGCCGCCACCACUUCCUCCAUGGGAAGCUCCAUCCGCCACAGCCCGCUGAGCUCAGGGGUCUCCACUCCAGUGACCAACGUGAGCCCCAUGCACCUGCAGCACAUUCGUGAGCAGAUGGCCAUUGCCCUGAAGCGCCUGAAGGAGCUGGAGGAGCAGGUGCGGACCAUCCCUGUGCUCCAGGUCAAGAUCUCUGUCUUGCAAGAGGAGAAAAGACAGCUGGCCUCACAGCUGAAAAGCCAGAGGGCUGCCCCCCAAAACGAUGUCUGCGGUCUCCGGAAGCGAUCCUACAGUGCUGGGAAUGCUUCCCAGCUACAGCAGCUCUCCCAGGCCCGGAGGGGUGGCGGGGAGCUGUAUAUCGACUAUGAGGAGGAAGAGAUGGAGAGCGUGGAGCAGAGCACGCAGAGGCUGAAGGAGUUCCGGCAGCUCACAGCAGACAUGCAGGCCCUGGAGCAGAAGAUCCAGGACAGCAGCUACGAGGCCACCUCGGGGCUCAGGGAGAACGGGGAGUGCCGGCCCCGAGACAGCCGAUCGGUGGCAGUGGGUGCUGAUGAGACCAUGGAUGACAUCGUCGUAUACCACAGGGGCUCCAGGUCCCGGAAGGAUGCAGCUGUCGGGACGGUCACUGAGACGAAGAAUUCUGGCGUCGGUGUGACAGAGGCCAUGCUGGGAGUAACCACAGAAGCCGACAAAGAAAUUGAGCUGCAACAGCAGACCAUAGAAGCCUUAAAGGAGAAGAUCUAUCGCCUGGAGGUACAGCUCAAAGAAACCACCCAUGACCGGGAGAUGACGAAACUGAAGCAAGAACUGCAGGCCGCCGGGUCGAGGAAAAAGGUCGACAAAGCCAUGAUGGCCCAGCCACUUGUCUUCAGCAAGAUGGUAGAGGCCGUGGUGCAGACGAGAGACCAAAUGGUAGGCAGUCACACAGACAUGGUGGACGCCUGUGUCGGGACCACUGUGCAAACACACAGCAUAGGCGUCUCCUGCUGGCCUGAUUGUAAGAGCACUGUCGUGGGGCCUGAGCUGCCCAUGAAUCGGUGGAUUGUUAAGGAGAAGGUGGAAGUGCAUGACCGAUGUACUGGGAGGUCUGUGGAGAUGUGCGACAAGAGUGUGGGUGUGGCCGUCAGUGUCUGUGAGACAGGCAGCAACACAGAGGAGUCUGUGAACGACCUGACACUCCUCAAGACGAGCUUGAUUCUCAAAGACAUGCGAUCUAUUGGUUGCGGAGAUUGUUCUGUUGACGUGAGGGUCUGCUCUCCAACAGAGUGCACCUCCCGGAGCAUGAACACGGAGGUUGUUGGCCAGGUGGAAGUUGCUAUCAUGGCGGUGCCUCAUAUGACAAGCCAGCACACCAGCACAUUUUUGAAACAGGAGGACCAAUUCACCAACACUGAGAUGGCCAUACUUGUAGACUCUUGCACUAACACUAGCCCGAACACUUUGGACAAGCAGACCAGCACCCAUGCUGUGGAGAUGAGGACGGUGGCCGUAGGAGAAGGCCGUGUCAGGGACAUCAGCUCCCCCCACAAGACACGGUCCAUUGGUGUUGGAACAUUGCUUUCUGGCAGUUCUGGAUUGGAAAAGCCAUCAGCCGUGAAGACCAAAGAUUCAGGAGUGGGGCAGGUAAAUAUCAAUGACCACUAUCUGGUUGGCCUCAGAAUGAGGAGCAUAGCUUGUGGGCCUCCACAGUUGGCCGUGGGGCCAACAGGCAGCAGGAGGAGCGUUGGCGUUGGGGACGAGCCUGUCCAAGAGUUCCUGGAGAGCUCCCAGCCCCAGGCUCCAGCUGGAAUGAUGGCGGGCCUGGACCACUAUAUUGAGCGGGUCCAGAAGCUGUUGGCAGAACAGCAGACACUGCUGGCAGAGAACUACACUGAACUGGCGGAAGCUUUUGGGGCACCUCACUCACAGAUCGGCUCCCUCAACUCACAGCUCAUCAGCACCCUUUCAUCCAUCAAUUCUGUCAUGAAGUCAGCAAGCACUGAAGAGUUGAGGGGCCCUGGCUCCCAGAAGACCAGCCUGAGUAAAAACACAGGAAAUAACCUGGAACAUUUCUGUAAGUGUGGAGCCCUUCAGUCCGGAGCACCAUCAAGGACGUCCCUGCAUGAGCAAGAGGAAGGGAAGCCCAUCUGCCAGGAUGCCCUCCCCCCUCAGGAGAGUGCACUGUCUCCAGUGAACCUGACAGACGACCAGAUUGCUGCUGGCCUCUACGCGUAUACAAAUAACGAAAGCACACUGAAGUCCAUCAUGAAGAAGAAAGAUGGAAACAAAGAUUCAAAUGGCGCAAAAAAGAAUCUCCAGUUUGUUGGCAUUAACGGAGGGUAUGAGACAACUUCCAGUGACGAUUCCAGCUCAGAUGAGAGCUCUUCCUCCGAGUCAGAUGAUGAAGGAGAUGUCAUUGAGUACCCUCCUGAAGAAGAGGAGGAGGACGAGGAGGACGAAGACACACAGGCAGUGGCGGAAGGGCACCGGGCCGUUAAUGUGGAAGGUUGCAAGUCUGCCAGGGUGGAAGCUGAAAUGCAGGUUCCAGAAUGUGAACCUGGGAAGGUGGAAAUCAGAGAGAGGUAUGAAUUAAGUGAAAAGAUGUUGUCUGCAUGCAACUUACUGAAAAACAAUAUAAAUGACCCCAAAGCUUUGACCAGCAAAGAUAUGCGCUUCUGUCUGAACACCCUCCAGCAUGAGUGGUUCCGCAUAUCCAGUCAGAAGUCAGCUGUGCCAGCCAUGGUGGGGGACUACAUCGCCGCCUUCGAGGCCAUCUCCCCUGACGUCCUCCGUCACAUCAUCAACAUGGCCGAUGGCAACGGCAACACAGCCCUGCACUACAGCGUGUCACACUCCAACUUCGAGAUAGUGAAGCUGCUCUUGGACGCAGAUGUGUGUAACGUGGACCACCAGAACAAGGCGGGGUACACCCCCAUCAUGCUUGCAGCACUGGCUGCCGUGGAGGCUGAGAAGGACAUGAGAGUCGUGGAAGAACUCUUCGCCUGUGGGGACGUGAACGCCAAAGCCAGCCAGGCAGGACAGACUGCUCUCAUGCUGGCGGUCAGUCAUGGGCGCAUAGACAUGGUGAAGGGCCUGCUGGCCUGCGGAGCCGAUGUCAACAUCCAGGAUGACGAGGGCUCCACCGCCCUGAUGUGCGCCAGCGAGCACGGGCACGUGGAGAUCGUGAAGCUGCUGUUGGCCCAGCCUGGCUGCAAUGGCCACCUGGAGGACAAUGAUGGCAGCACAGCACUUUCCAUAGCCCUGGAAGCUGGACACAAGGACAUCGCAGUUCUCCUCUAUGCCCACGUGAACUUCGCAAAAGCCCAGUCUCCGGGCACCCCUCGGCUUGGAAGGAAGACGUCUCCUGGCCCCACCCACCGAGGCUCCUUUGACUGA
Orycteropus afer afer is the source of this 4014-nucleotide messenger RNA. It is a transcript of the gene KANK1, whose product is annotated as KN motif and ankyrin repeat domains 1. Gene Ontology annotation, cellular component: cytoplasm; cytoskeleton. Gene Ontology annotation, biological process: negative regulation of actin filament polymerization. Lineage: Eukaryota; Metazoa; Chordata; Mammalia; Tubulidentata; Orycteropodidae. Gene Ontology annotation, molecular function: protein binding. The record is from RefSeq and is a predicted model, not a curated record.